AUCCAGGGCGGGGCUGCGCAUCCCUUCGACGGCCUCCGCAGCUGGGGAGCCGCUACCGCAGGCAGACUUCUUGUUCCAGUGCUGGUCAACAGUGAUAGUGAUGUCACUAGUCCAUUGCAUGCAGGGAUGUCUGAGGCAUUGCCACGGCUGUCUGCCCAGCAGACCUGGUUACAAGAGCCAGAGGGAUGGUGGUAGUCACAGGGCAGAACAAAGCCAGUGGAAAUCUGGACGAUGCCAUGUCGAGUUCAGAUGCAGAGGAUGAUUUCCAAGACCCUGCCACUCCUACUGCAACUCAGGCAGGGCACUCGCUGCCUCUGCUGCCUCAGCAGUUCCCAGAAGUUGUUCCGCUUAAUGUAGGAGGCAUGUAUUUCGCUACCAGGCUGUCAACACUAAGACGCUAUGAAGAUACCAUGUUGGCUGCUAUGUUUAGUGGAAGACACUACAUUCCAACAGAUGCCCAAGGCAGAUAUUUUAUUGACAGAGAUGGAACUUACUUUGGAGACGUUCUUAACUUUCUGCGAUCUGGUGACCUGCCAUCGAGAGAACGGGUGAGGUCAGUUUACAAGGAAGCUCAAUAUUAUUCCAUAGGACCAUUGCUGGACAAUCUAGAGGAAGUCCAGCCUCUUAAAGGAGAAAAAGUUAGACAAGCUUUCCUGGGCUUAAUGCCAUAUUACAAAGAACACUUGGAGCGGAUAAUUGAAAUAGCUAAGCUUAGAGCCAUGCAGAGAAAAGCAAGAUUUGCAAAGUUGAAGAUCUGUGUUUUCAAGGAAGAAAUGCCCAUCACCCCAUAUGAGUGUCCACUUUUCAACUCUCUACGUUUUGAAAGAAGUGAAAGCGAGACAAAACUGUUUGAACAUCACUGUGAAGUAGAUGUAUCUUUUGGCCCCUGGGAGGCUGUAGCUGAUGUGUACGAUCUUCUGCACUGUAUUGUGACAGACCUGUCAGACAAGGGAAUUACUGUGGAUCAUCAGUGCAUUGGUGUGUGUGAUAAACAUCUGAUAAACCAUUAUUACUGCAAGCGCCCCAUCUAUGAAUUCAAGAUUACUUGGUGAAACUGAGAAGAAUUGUGCAGGAGGAUGUCAGGGGAGUAUACUCCGUAACUGCUUUAAAUAACUUUAUUGACUUAACUUUUCUUGGCGUAUACCAUCACAUUUUGCAAGUUCUAAAUUUGGAAAAAAACAAAACAAAACACUGAUCUGUUAACCCUCAUAUAUACUUAAUGAAUGCUGUAUAGUUGUAGAAUGACUCCAAACAUCUGCAUAACAUUGGAUUUUUUUCAGUGACCUUAGAACCUCUCUUAGGGCUUAUAUACCCAGGCACAUCCAAGAAAAUUAAUCCAGAUAAUUAAAGGUGUGACUUUAAAGUGGAUUAGUUAAACUUCAUUAAAUCUCUUUGUGGGUGCUGUUAUUCAGAAUUAAACUGAAUUAAGGCCACUUUAUCUUAGGCCAGGUCUACACUAAUCCCCUAAUUCGA
This is a messenger RNA of Terrapene triunguis (Three-toed box turtle), 1473 nucleotides long. It is a transcript of the gene KCTD7, whose product is annotated as potassium channel tetramerization domain containing 7. The record is from RefSeq and is a predicted model, not a curated record. The transcript is spliced from 7 exons. The coding region runs from base 186 to 1052 and encodes 288 amino acids. Gene Ontology annotation, molecular function: protein binding. Gene Ontology annotation, biological process: protein homooligomerization. Lineage: Eukaryota; Metazoa; Chordata; Testudines; Emydidae.